This is a messenger RNA of Lutzomyia longipalpis, 4291 nucleotides long. It is a transcript of the gene Fim, whose product is annotated as plastin-1. Gene Ontology annotation, biological process: actin filament bundle assembly; actin filament network formation. The transcript has 5 exons. Gene Ontology annotation, molecular function: actin filament binding; calcium ion binding. Bases 1355 to 3256 code for a protein of 633 amino acids. Gene Ontology annotation, cellular component: actin filament bundle; cytoplasm; actin filament. The record is from RefSeq and is a predicted model, not a curated record. NCBI's taxonomy places the organism in Eukaryota, Metazoa, Arthropoda, Insecta, Diptera, Psychodidae.
UCUCAUGCAAACUACAAUUAUUAAGAAAAUCAAGUGCAGAAAGUCUUUAACACUGUGUAGAUACUAUGUCUUCUGAAGAUUUAAUUUAUCUUAUCAAUUAAAUAAACACUGAUUAUGAAAUUACAAGAUUACAAUCUGAAUUAAACUAUAUAUUUGACGCAUUAAACGCGACAUGGAAAUAAAAAUGUUUAGAAAUUUUCACUAAAGCUGAAUUUUCUCUCGUGCUUAAAAAAAUCAUGCAAACUUUAAACAAAGUCGAUUAAAAAAGCUUAUUUAUUUUAUUGUCUCACACAUCAGCAAUGCAAAAAUCCUUAAGAUUCUCCGACAAAUUAAACAUCAACCAAUGUCAUUGUCUUUCAUUGGAAAAUGAAAUGGGCAUCUCUUGGACAAAAAUCGCGUUUUUGGCAUAAUGUGAAGUGUGAAAUUCACCUUGUUUCAAUAAAAGUGAAAAUGUUAAAAUUCGCGUGGCAUUGUAUAUAGAUUUAUUUAUCAGUCUUGAUUAUUCAUUGUGUCUUUAUUAUUUAAAUAUACAUACAUACAAGCUUAGGUUAAACUUUCCCGUUAACUAGGAGGUGGAACUUUUUCUUUUGAAAAAAUUCUCAGAAUUUUUUUUUGUUCUUGGAAAACUUUUUUAAUAAAUCACUCUACAGUAAAAUUCAUUGACAGUGGUCAGAUUUUGUUGUAUGAAGAACACGAAGGGAUGUUGAUAACAAAGAAUGACGCGAUUUGAAAGAAAAAAAAAACCGUGUCAAGCAACGAACAUGAGUACGUAUGAUGAAUAAUUUUCUUAUCAAUUUGAAGAAUUUAUGAUUUACACUCUUUUUAAUCAUCACAAUGUGUCUCUGUGUUGAAAUUGAUAAAUCCACGUGUGGAAAAUGUACUUUUUUUUGGCAGAGUGUUGGGUUUUUCUUGAUAUGUUUGUAGAGAGUUCUUUUUCGCUCAUAUAUGGAUUUUGGGAAAUGAGCAGGGGCUGUAUCUACGAUAAAUGGGGUGCGAAAGUCAAAACCGCGAUAAGAAUGGCGUAAAUGUAUGUGGAUGAGAUGAUGGUAUAGUGAAGAAGAGCUCUUAGCAAGGAAGGGCGAUGCGGUGGAGGAGGAAGCUCUAACAGUGGGAGAAAAAGAGGGAAAUUUUCAUUUCACUUUCAGUUGCUUCGUGACUCUCUAUGUGGUAUCAUUUCGAUGUAAAUUCGUCUUAGGCACAAGGUUGAAAUUUUUCUCAUCUCUCCAAAUUUCUGUGUAAAAACUAUUUUUUCGCAUUCCUAGUGAGUGAAAAAAUCUUACAGUUUAGUAAAUCCUUUUGGGGAUUCUUUUGUGCAAAAGAAAGUGCUGAGAAAAGGAUAAUAAAAAAGGAAAAAAUGGAUAUCCUAACGGUCGAUCAACAUGAAAUUAUGAAGGAAUUUCAAGUUAAUCUUGAACACGAACUGUGGCCGGAAAUUGACAAAAAUAAUUAUGGUUUCAUUGAGCUCAAAGACCUUCGUGAGGCUCUGGAUCAGGUGGGAUUCAAAUUACCCGGGUACAAAAUACGUGAAAUGGUGAAUGAAUACAGUCAACGACAGGAGAUAAAGAGUAAGGAUCGGUUGUCGUAUGAUGAAUUUGAAUCGCUGUGUAUGGACCUCAAGGCAAAGGAUGUGGGGAGUAAAUUUAAGACGGUUGUGUCGAAGAAGGAGAACCUCGAGACACUUGGUGGGAUGUCGAGUAUCUCGGCUGAGGGGACAACGCAUAGUGUUCGUUUGGAAGAACAAUUGGCAUUUUCCGAUUGGAUCAAUUCAAAUUUGGGUCAUGAUCCCGACCUGAGGCAUUUGCUACCCAUUGAUCAGGAAGGCAAGACACUUUAUUUGAAAAUUAAGGAUGGUAUCCUCCUGUGUAAGAUCAUCAAUCACUCCUGUCCGGAUACAAUUGACGAGCGUGCAAUUAACAAGAAGAACCUCACGGUGUACACGGAAUUUGAGAAUUUAACCCUCGGUUUGGUGUCAGCUCAGGCCAUUGGAUGCAAUAUUGUCAACAUUGAUGCUCAUGAUUUGGCAAAAGGGAAGCCACACCUUGUCCUUGGGCUCCUCUGGCAAAUUAUCAGGAUUGGGUUGUUCAGUCAAAUUACCCUCGAUCACUGUCCGGGGCUUGUGGCGCUAGUCAAUGAGGGUGAAAAUCUCGAGGACCUCAUGAAGCUCUCACCGGAGGCAAUUCUCCUACGUUGGGUGAAUUACCACCUCGAACGUGCUGGUAUUCAGCGACGAUGCACAAAUUUCCAGAGUGACAUUGCCGAUUCGGAGGUCUACACGUACUUGCUGAAGCAGAUUGCACCAAACACCGCUGGUGUUACCCUUGAAGCUCUCAGGGAGUCGGAUCACACUCAAAGGGCUGAGGUGAUGCUCCAGCAGGCGGCAAAACUCAAUUGCCGUAGCUUUGUGACACCUCAAGAUGUUGUGGGUGGUGUCUACAAACUCAAUCUCGCCUUCGUGGCGAAUCUCUUCAACAAUCAUCCGGGACUCGAUGAACCGGAACAGAUUGAGGGGCUGGAAUCGAUUGAGGAAACACGAGAGGAGAAGACAUACCGGAACUGGAUGAAUUCAAUGGGAGUGGCACCACAUGUUAAUUGGCUGUACUCCGAUUUAGCCGAUGGUCUAGUCAUCUUCCAAUUGUGUGACAUCAUUAAACCGGGUAUUGUUAAUUGGAAUCGGGUGCACAAGAAGUUUGCACCGCUCACCAAGUUUAUGGAAAAGCUGGAAAAUUGCAAUUAUGCCGUUGAAUUGGGGAAACAACUCAAAUUCUCCCUGGUUGGCAUAGCUGGACAAGAUAUCAGUGAUGGAAAUGCAACACUAACACUCGCUCUCAUCUGGCAACUUAUGCGAGCCUACACGUUGUCCAUUCUAUCGCGGCUGGCAAAUACGGGAAAUCCCAUUAUUGAGCGAGAGAUUGUUCAGUGGGUGAAUCAGAAGCUCGAGGGUGCUGGAAAGAGUUCGAGCCUCAAGAAUUUCCAGGAUUCCAAGAUAUCCGAUGGAAUUAUUGUCAUUGAUCUCAUUGAUGCCAUCAAGAGGGGUAGCAUCAAUUAUGAUUUGGUCAAACGCGGUGGUGGAGAAGAGGAUAACUUGGCCAAUGCGAAGUAUGCAAUUUCAAUGGCAAGAAAAAUUGGCGCUCGUGUGUACGCCCUGCCAGAGGAUAUCACAGAAGUAAAGCCGAAGAUGGUCAUGACAGUAUUCGCCUGCCUCAUGGCGAUGGAUUACAUUCCCAAUAUGGACAGCGUUGAAACCAAUUCCCAUUAGGAUGUUUAAUUUUUGUUUUAUCAAUUUAAGGAAUCGCCCUUAGCAUUUUCUUUUCGCUUUAGAAAAAAAAACAAAAAUUCGUAAUUCGUAAAUUAAUUGUAAUUUUAGGUGCUUCUCAUGGAGAAAUUAAUUAUUGUUUUUCCCCCUUUUCUUCGUGUCCCUGACACGGAUUCUAAGCUUUUCUUUUUUUUUGGAAAAUCUCUGGAAGCAUGUCAGAGAAAUAUUUUUUUUUGUUGAAAAUCUUUAUUUUGUAGAAUAUAUUUUUCAAGAAAACUUGUAAUAUUUUUUUAUUACUCUAAUUUUAGGCACUAUAUUUCCAUUUAUUCGAAAUUGAGUGAUUCCAUUUUUGUAAUUUAAAAAAAUUCUUUUUCAAUUAACGCAGUAUUCGUAAAUUGUGCGGUGAAGCAACGUUGUAAAGGUUUAUAUAAAUAUUCUUUACAAAAUUAAAACAAAUAUAAUGUGUAGAUUAAUAUAUCGAUCCUACAUUCUUUUUUUUUAGUAAGUUUAGCAUGACGAAAAGUAUGUUUACGUAGAAGAAGUUGCAUCCUUUGGAAAUUUUCUUUGAAAACUAUCAUUGCUUCUGAAUGCUAAGAAAUUCAAUAUAGAAAGAUGUACAAGGUUUCUGCGUGUGCAACAAAUUAAAAGAAGAAAAAAGUGAGGUUUUUAUCAAUGGAAGAGCAAAAAAGUGCCAUCGCGAGAUAAUUAGAGGAAGAGAGUGAAAAAAAAUUGGGGUGAAAGUUGAUUUUUGGGAGAUUCAAUUAUUGUGCAAUUAUACAUAGAAUGGCACUGGACAUUUUUAUAUAAGUAUUUUUUAAUUAUUUAAAUAAAAAACAAAAUGAAGAGAUAAUAAAAGUAAGCACUAAGCUAUAUUUAAUGAAAAUAUUUCACGACAAAACAGCAUUAACCAUUUUUUACCAAAAUAAUAUACAGUAACUUAUAAGAAUUAUAAAUAUUAAAUAUGCAGUGUAAUGUGUAAUGAUUUGGAAUGGUUUACUACUCUAUUUUAAUAAUAAUAAUAAUAUUAUGUAAGAACAA